AUGAAUUCGUCACUUUUAAGAGGGUCUGGCGCCGGAGGGAUCCUAUCGUCGAAAUCACAGAAGCCAAUGAUCGAAUCGACAUCAUCAACCACAACCAAUCUCGAAUCGCGUCUACUAGAAGAACAGAAACAAGAAAUCAGAGAAGCGUUCCAUUUAUUCGACAUGAACAACGAUGGGUACUUGGAUUAUCAUGAGUGUAAAGUGGCAAUGAGGGCUCUUGGGUUUGAGUUUACCAAGGCGGAGAUUUUGUCGAUAAUAAAAGAAUACGAUUCGGAUGACAAUAACUUGAUAAAGUACACGGAUUUUUUCAACGUCAUGGGGCUCAAGAUCUUGGAAAGAAACCCCAUUGAUGAAAUAAAAAGAGCUUUCAAAUUGUUCGACGAAGACGGAACUGGGAAAAUAAGUUUGAGGAACUUGAGAAGAAUCAGCAAAGAGUUGGGAGAAAACCUCAGUGAUGAUGAGUUGAGAGCGAUGAUUAAUGAAUUUGAUUUGGAUGAGGAUGGAGAAAUUAAUGAAGAAGAGUUCAUAAAGAUUUGCACCGAGAAUUAG
Saccharomycopsis crataegensis is the source of this 549-nucleotide messenger RNA. RefSeq names its product centrin (gene CDC31). NCBI's taxonomy places the organism in Eukaryota, Fungi, Ascomycota, Saccharomycetes, Ascoideales, Saccharomycopsidaceae. Gene Ontology annotation, molecular function: microtubule binding; calcium ion binding. The transcript has a single exon. The record is from RefSeq and is a predicted model, not a curated record. The coding region runs from base 1 to 549 and encodes 182 amino acids. Gene Ontology annotation, biological process: spindle pole body duplication. Gene Ontology annotation, cellular component: half bridge of spindle pole body; mitotic spindle pole body.